Messenger RNA from Centropristis striata (black sea bass), 898 nucleotides. RefSeq names its product transmembrane and immunoglobulin domain containing 1 (gene tmigd1). Lineage: Eukaryota; Metazoa; Chordata; Actinopteri; Perciformes; Serranidae. The coding region runs from base 16 to 774 and encodes 252 amino acids. The record is from RefSeq and is a predicted model, not a curated record. The transcript is spliced from 5 exons.
CCAAAGAAGAGUAAAAUGAAGUUCGUGUUUAAUGCGCUUAUUUUCCAUUUCCUGCUCUACUGUGCAACCCACACACUAGGUGUGGAGAUCCAGUCCGACCCUGAAAUUAAUGGGGACAGAGUUAUACACACAGAGCUGGAGGAGACCGUGUCUCUGGUUUGUCAGCUUGGAGGCAGCCAUGAGACUCCGGCUGAUGAGGAGCUGGUAUGGCGGAGGAAUGGCAAUGCGAUCCGCCUGGCAGAAGGAAAUAGGAAGGGUCGCAGCAGUGUGUGUGUUUCACCUGUAAUCUAUGAAGACAACGGUGCCACUUUUUCCUGCCACCUGAGCAAGAAUAACACAGCUACGGCCUCAGUCACCCUGAACGUCACAUAUCGCCCACAGCUCUCUGGUUCAGAGGACGUUGCAGUAGAAGCAGAGUCAGUCCUCGUCCUGCAGUGUGAUAUCUGGGCCAAUCCCCCCGUCUCUUCCGUGACUUGGACUCUAAACGGAAGUCUAGUGGAUCUAUUAGCAGGUGGUUUCUCAGUGAUCAGCGACGGCUUUACUAGCCGGUUAACUGCCGAAUCUGCUGACAAAAGCUUGCAUGAAGGCGCAUAUCAGUGCACAGCAGAGUCUCCUAAAUAUGGUGUAAGCAGCAAGCAAUUCAAUGUUGCAGUAACAGAAAAGAUCUUCAAGUUCCCUCUGAUGCCGGCGAUAGCAGGAAUAGUGGUGUUAGUCCUGACUUCACUUCUAGCUGUUGCUUCACGGUGGAAAAAAAUUAGAAAGUGCUGCAAGUAGCAUGUGCCCCAAAUUACUGACUGAUCUUCACCAUGUCAUCAAAUAAGAGGAGCCAUGAAGACAUCACAACUCAGUUAUUUGUGUGUGUGUGUGUGUGAGUGUGUGUGUGUGUGUGAGUGUGUGU